This is a messenger RNA of Pseudovirgaria hyperparasitica, 2256 nucleotides long. RefSeq lists its product as uncharacterized. The coding region runs from base 1 to 2256 and encodes 751 amino acids. NCBI's taxonomy places the organism in Eukaryota, Fungi, Ascomycota, Dothideomycetes, Acrospermales, Acrospermaceae. The record is from RefSeq and is a predicted model, not a curated record. The transcript has 3 exons.
AUGGUAGCCUAUCGAGGAAAAUUCAGGGAACUUUCCUUUGAUGACCCAGAUCAAGAAGAAGUCCUGGUUCACGCGCCAUCUGGCAGUAUCCCCUCCAAAGAGCUGGGUGACAUGCCAUUAAAGGAAAUUGAGCCAAGCUGGACGGUGGAUUACCCGCGAUCUUUUCCUGAAAGACUCGAGCACAAAGAGCGUGAGCAAUUUGGUACUGGACAUUUCGCAUCAGUCUACAAUACCUUCGUAGCUGGGUGGAAAGCUGGUCUUGUGCGCGCCUUAGCUCUUUCUACUGGAGCUCUGGUGAUCAAUCUCGUCGUCUAUAUCUGGAUGUAUCGGAAUUUUGGUGUGGAACACGGCUCUGGCACUAUUGUUCGUGGCUCUUGCAGCUAUGUUCACCGUGCAGACACUGGCAUUCAUGGAGGACUGAAUGCCAUAUCAACUUUUAUACUUGGAGCUUCUACGUACGCCAUGGAAGGAUUGAUGGCACCGUCCAGGGAUGAGGUCGAUCGAGCGCAUGCGAAAAGAAAAUGGGUUGAAAUUGGUGUCCAAAGUCUCCGAAAUUUAAAGUACAUUAGCAAAAAGAGAGCCAUCUUGUGGCUGCUUCUCGGGAUAACAUCCAUGCCUUUACAUCUAUUCUUUAAUUCUGUUUUCUUCACGUCAAGCCAAUCCAACCAGUACGCCAUCGCGCUUGUUACCGAGGGUUACUUUACGAAUACGACAUGGCAGCCUUCAGUCGAGAAUUCCUCACCUAAGCUGUUCAACUCCUACGACACUAAGAACACUUACGAAUUCUGGAGAGAGAACGAUACCACCGUGAUCUCUCUCCUAAAGGAUGGUCGCGAUCCUACUCUAGCCUCAGCAUUUGUUGAGAUGGACACCAUGUCAUGCAUCAGGAACUACUCGAAUAGCUUCCCUCAAUCGUACAGUGACUUGCUCGUUGUCACUAGUAAUGCUGAGGAUGAACCUUUACUUUGGUCUCGAUACCCUCAACGUGCUGUCUCUAUGGACAAAGCCAGUACCAAUGGGGACCCUUUCCGUUGGAUAUGCCGAGACAUCCUCAACAGCACGAGCCAGGACAGCGACCGUUGCAGUCUGGAACUGGCGGAAGAGGGUACCAGUCAUGGCAAGAACUGGACCUUACUUGACCAUCCCAUCUCACGCUGUCUAGCCCGCUCAACUCCCGACGUUUGCCAGCUACAAUUCAACGUCUGGUUAAUGUUGGCUGUCGUUGUGGUCGGCAGUAUCAAGACCAUUAUAAUCGCCUAUUUAGUGUUCGAGAAGCCAGUCGGGCAAUUCCUGCGCACAUUGGGUGACGCUAUCUCCUCAUUCCUUCAAUUCGAGGAUGAGACAACGCGAGGAAUGUGUCUAGUCUCCUCUAGACAGAUUCGAAAAGACAACUGGGCUGCGCACUACGAUCCCCAAGUUCACACCGGCCGACAUCUUCGCUGGUGGCAUGGCGCAAACAGUGUGCAAUUCUUCUCCACAAUCGGCCUAUCAUCUGUCUACGCCAUCGUAUUAGGAAUUGCUCUAUACUUUGCCAUCGACGGCGCACACGGCUCAGCUUUUGCGAACGGCUUAGGCGUUCCGAACAUACAAUCCCUAGCAUCAUUCCAAGGAGAUGAUGUAGGUAGUUCCGGCAUCGUGCCUUCUCUCUUAGUAGCCAACAUCCCACAACUUGGCUUCUCCAUCUUGUAUGUUGCAUAUAACAACAUCUACUGCAAAUUGGCCAUCGCAGAAGAGUUUGAUCGUCUCGCCGUCCGUCGCAAGGGCCUUAGAGUGUCUGAGCGGCCCAGAGGUGCCCAGCGGCCGACUCACUUCUUCACAUUACCGAUCAUGUACGCGUUGCCUCUGAUGGGUGUUUCAGCGCUACUACACUGGAUGACAUCUCAAAGCAUCUUUAUGGUGCGUAUUGAUGGUGUGGAUCGGAAUCAUAAUAUCGACCCUGAUGAUCGCCUUUCCAGGUUGGGCUACUCCAGUGCGGGCAUCAUCGGCUUGGUAUGUAUAUGUCUACUUGUGACAAUCCUGACGUUAUGCUUGGGUGCAUUUAAAAAGCUGCAUAAUGGCCUUGGGGAAGUGAGCAACAGCGCUGUCAUCAGUGCAGCGUGCCAUGGCUUGCCUGGAGAUAAUGAUGCGCACGUACAGGAGGUCGUAUGGGGAGAUGUCUCGCCGGAUGAUGAGUCCACGGUUGCGCCUAGCGUCAGGCAUUGUUCGUUCACUAGUAGACUUGCCGAGAGGCCUAUAGUUGGACAGCUGUAUAGGUGA